Topomyia yanbarensis is the source of this 6018-nucleotide messenger RNA. RefSeq lists its product as uncharacterized. Gene Ontology annotation, biological process: DNA integration. The record is from RefSeq and is a predicted model, not a curated record. The transcript has a single exon. Lineage: Eukaryota; Metazoa; Arthropoda; Insecta; Diptera; Culicidae. Gene Ontology annotation, molecular function: nucleic acid binding. Bases 1 to 6018 code for a protein of 2005 amino acids.
AUGUCUACCGAAAGCGUAGCAGGUAUCGAUGUCAAAUCGAAGCGCGAUCCAGGAAAAGCUGGCGCGAAAUGCGGUCAAUGUGAGAGGUUCGGUCGUAAUCGUAUGGUGGAUUGUGAUGAAUGCAAGUUUUGGUACCAUUAUGAGUGUGCACAAGUGACCCACGAAGUUCCCGAUGGUCCCUGGAUCUGCAGCGGAUGUGUUAAGAAAUCUGUCGAAUCCAGCACUACCACAAUUCUCCAGAUUAAACUGCAGGAGCAGAAGAGGAAGCAGCAACAAGAGCUGCAGCGGCUAUUAGAGCAGCAGCAGCAAGAGUGGCAGCACCUACAGCAGCUGCAGCAGUCCGGGGAUCAAGAUGCUGAAACUCGAGCAACUGGAGAUCAAAUAAUCCCGAACGAAAAUCAUAACAAGGCACCACUGGCAUCCUCUACACCGGUAAAACUUGGUUCAGUAGGAUUGGAAUCGGGCUACUCCGAGAGCAACCAACGCAUGCAAGUACUGGAACAGACCAAUCGCGAACUUCGCGAACAGCUAGACCGAAUGCAACGAACACUCUUUUCAGAAUAUUCGAUCUUCCAUCAACAAACUGCAAGCGUUGCCCAGUACGAAUUACCAUCAACUCAUCCGUCAUUACAGAGCAACUUAGGAACUACGAGGAAAACUAUGUUGCCUCCAUUGAGUACUAUCACUGAAAGGACCGAACAAUCUUGUCGUGGCGGAAGCGCUGUCUCGCUGUCGUCAAAGGGUUCGUCUAGAUCAGCUAAACUACGAGAACUCCAAACAAAAGCUCUGGCAGAGAGACAAGCUUUGGAGAAAAAGCAACUGGAGGAGAGGUUGGCGCUUGAACGUGCACUACUGGAUCAAGAUACGGAUGAAGAUACUGAGUUCGAGUCGAGCUCGAACAUCCAAAAAAUCGACGAAUGGCUACGAGAAUCGAAUAGAGCUAGAGAUAACCUUCCUCCAAUCAACGAAACUGGAUUGCCUGCCUACACAUUUCAACCAGAUUUUACACCUACUCAAAAUCGGGUGAAGCAACAAUCACGCACAUUACCACCCAAUCACCAUGGCAAUACGUUGCUGAACAAAAAUCAUUUGGCAGCGCGACACACGGUGAAGGACCUCCCACGAUUCGGAGGUGACCCAGAGGACUGGCCAAGGUUUAUAGCGGCAUAUGAACGCACGACAAGGAUGUGUGGGUUUGGAAACAACGAACUUUUGGAUCGUUUAGAACGUAGCCUGUAUGAUCGUGCCCUCAGUGCAGUCAAAAGUCUGCUGUUGCACCCUGAAAACGUCCCGGUGAUAAUCGGCAGAUUAAAAACAUUGUUUGGUAACCCCGAGAUCAUCGUAGAAACAAUGGUAAGGCGUGUUCGGACGAUACCGCAACCAAAAGCUGACAGGAUGGACACAAUUAUCGAUUUCGGAGUGGCAGUACAAAAUCUGUGUUCUACUGCUCAAGCGUGCCAGAUGAACGAAUGCUUAUAUAAUGUGGCGCUGCUGCAGGAGUUGGUCGAAUGUCUGCCACCCACAAUCAAGCUCAACUGGGCUCUUCAUCGGCAAGGCAAGAACACAGUGUCCUUGGCUGACUUCAGUGAUUGGUUGGGAAACCUAGUGGACGCUUUGAGCAAGGUGUCAAGACCACAACAAGGAGUUGAAUGCCAUCGAAAUCAGCGAGAUCGUAGGGAUGAAGCCUACAUUCACGUACAUUCCGAUACCAUGCCAGACAAACAACACCCAAAGAUGUGCUCUGCCUGUGAGAAGAACUGCCAGUCUCUGGAUAAAUGUGAUACAUUUCGCAAAAUGUCUUCGCAAUCCCGUUGGUCAUUUAUUAAAGACAAAAAUAUAUGUCGUAAGUGCUUGAAGAAACACUUCAAAUCUUGCGACACGAAGGUGUCCUGCGGUAGAAACGGUUGUCCGUACCUGCAUCAUCAGCUUCUUCACGACGACAGUAAGCACAAGCUUCCUGUUCAAGCGGUGAAGACCAAUCCUACUUGCAAUGCACACCAAUGUUGUCUGGGCGCAGUGCUGUUUAAGUAUGUCAAGAUCACCAUACAUGGACGAGAAGGCAAGUCGAUAAAUACUUACGCAUUCCUCGAUAGCGGUUCAACAUGUUCGCUGAUGGAACAUAGUCUCUGGGAGCAACUCGGACUAGAAGGUGAGAAGUACCCAUUAUGCAUAAACUGGACAGGAGGUCAAGGUCGAUACGAGUCGGAAUCCAUCAAAUGUACGGUAGACGUCUCUGGAAUUCACAGUGAUAAACGCAAUCAUCUAAACAAAGUGCAUACUGUGAAGAGUCUGCAGCUACCAGCACAGACGCUGAAUAUCGACGAUCUCUCCAAGCACUACAAGCAUUUGUCUGGACUGCCAGUUGACUCGUAUGAAGAAGUUCGUCCAAGAAUACUACUGGGAAUGGACAACAUUCAUCUGGAUCAUCCGAUAGAGGCUCGCGAAGGUGGAGAAAAUCAACCUGUGGCUACACUUACUCGGCUAGGCUGGAUAGUUUACGGUCCGUGCUCGGUAGUCGAAUCUUCACUUAGAGACGAUGACCGCAAAGAAUUUAACUACCAUAUCUGUCAGUGCGAAACAAUCCACCUAGAGAUGAAGCAGUAUUUUUCGCUGGACAGUCUUGGUAUCCAGAAACCAAAUAAGCCUUUGAUGUCCAAAGCUGACGAACGUGCGAUGGACCUACUUAAGACUAAGACGGUCCGAGAUGGGAAGCGAUACACGACCGGACUACUGUGGAAAUACGACGAUGUUCAGUUGCCAGAAACAAAGGACAUGGCCCUUAACAGAUUGCGAUGCCUGGAGAAGCGAAUGGUCCGUGAACCGGAUUUAGCAGCUGCUUUACAAGCGAAAAUAGAGGAUUACGUGCAGAAAGGCUACAUCAGGAAGUUGACGGAAGAAGAAGAACGAGUUCACCAUGACCGCGUCUGGUACCUUCCGAUUUUCGUAGUGGCGAACGCAAACAAACCAGGGAAAAUACGCAUUGUUUGGGACGCUGCUGCAACAGUACGAGGUGUUUCACUGAACACAUUCCUUUUGAAAGGACCCGAUCAGCUCACUUCACUAUUUCACGUCCUAUUCCGUUUUCGGGAAUUUCGUACUGCGGUAACGGGUGACAUCAGAGAAAUGUUUCACCAGGUGGCAGUACACAAAGAGGAUCAACACUGUCAACGCUUCCUGUGGAACAAUGGGCAGCCUGGUUCAACUCCGUCAGUUUAUGUCAUGCAAGUGAUGACGUUCGGUGCAAGCUGCUCUCCAAGCUGUGCACAGUUCGUCAAAAACACGAAUGCAGAACGAUUUGCCACGGAAUUUCCGGAAGCAGUCAACGCUAUCAUCAAUGACCACUACGUGGACGAUAUGCUCAGUAGUGUCGAAACAGAGCAAGAAGCUAUCGAACUGGCAAUUAACGUUCGAGAUAUCCAUGCACAAGGUGGCUUCGAGAUUAGAGGAUGGCGAUCAAACUCAAGCAAGGUGCUGGUAGCACUGCACGAGCAGCAGGGAGACGAGAAAAGUUUAAACGUGACAUCGCAGUUCUCAACAGAGAAGGUACUGGGCAUGUGGUGGAGCUCCUCUGCUGACACAUUCACCUUCAAACUUCCCACUAAACCUGAUAAAGAUCUCCUCAGUGGCAAAAGAGUCCCAACUAAGAAAGAAGUUGUGCGAGUACUUAUGAGCAUCUUUGAUCCGUUAGGACUCCUUGCCAACGUCUUAAUGUACCUCAAAAUUCUGAUCCAAGAAAUUUGGCGUUCGAACAUCGGCUGGGAUGAAACAAUCACAGCAGUUCAACUCGCAAAAUGGCAUACCUGGUUGAAAGUAAUCGAGAAGGUAGAAACCGUCUCAGUUCCCAGAUGCUAUCGCUUAAUUACUUCAUGCUCACCACAAACCAAUGUGCAACUGCACGUGUUCGUAGACGCAAGUAUAAAUGGAAUAGCAGCGGUCGCUUACUUGCGGUUUGAAGAAGAUGACAAAAUUGAAUGCUCUUUCGUAGCAGCCAAAACAAGAGUUGCGCCCAAUAAGCUGACGUCGAUUCCCCGGCUUGAAUUACAAGCAGCUGUUAUCGGAGUUCGUCUUGCUCAGACAAUUGCAGAAAGUCACCGUAUCAAUAUCAAUAAACGGUUUUUUUGGACGGAUGCUCGCGACGUUCUUUGCUGGUUACACUCCGACCAUAAGCAGUUUAGCCCGUUCGUUGGAUUUCGGGUCGGCGAAAUUUUGGAAAGCACUGAACUAUAUGAAUGGCGCUGGGUGCCCACCAAACUGAAUCCAGCGGACGACGGAACGAAAUGGCAGAAAACUCCCGAUCUUUCUUCUGAUAGCAGAUGGCUUCGGGGACGUGGCUUUAUCUGGGAACAGCAAACUGCGUGGCCUGAAAUGCUGACGCACAUUGGUACGACAUCAUUGGAAUUGAAGCACUCGGUCGGACUACACUGCGUCACUGUUCCAGUGGUAAGCUGCGAGAAUUUUUCGACAUGGAUUCGCCUUCUGCGUCAUAUAGCCCAGCUAAAGCGAUACAUUCAAAAUCUCAAGGCUUCAAAAAAUGGAACCGCACUCACGUUUGGCGAACUCACUCAAGAAGAAUUGUUAACGGCUGAAACAUACCUAUUUCGUUUGGCACAGGAAGCAGUCUAUCUCGAGGAAAUAGCGAUUCUCAUCAAAGCAGCUAACUCUGGCGAUAAGUACAAAUAUCGAAUACCCAAAACUAGUUCGAUCUACAAGUUGUCACCAUACCUCGACGAUACAGGCAUACUACGGAUGCGUGGAAGGACAGAAACUUGCGAAUAUGCCGAACCGGACGCCUACUGUCCGAUUAUGCUUCCUCGGAGCCAUCACGUAACGCAACUUAUAGUGCGAUCGAUGCACUGGCGCUAUCACCACCUCAACCAUGAGACAGUUGUGAACGAGCUUCGACAAAGGUACAAGAUCCCGAAGCUGCGCCGCGUAUGUUACAAAGUACGGAAGUCGUGUCAAACCUGCAAAAAUCGUCUUGCUCGUCCUGUUGCUCCACUCAUGGCUGAUCUACCACCUGCAAGACUAGCCGCGUUCACCAGACCAUUUUCAUACACUGGCGUGGAUUAUUUUGGCCCGAUGUCUGUGACUGUUAAUCGACAUGUAGAAAAGCGUUGGGGAGUAAUGCUCACCUGUAUGGUGACACAAGCUGUGCACAUCGAGAUUGCACAUUCGCUCAACACCGAUUCAUGUAUACUAGCACUUCGCAACUUUAUGUCACUGCGUGGAACACCACUUGAGCUAUUUAGUGACAAGGGUACAAACUUUGUUAGUGCAGACCGCGAGCUGAAGGCGGCGUACCAGAAUAUCGACCAAAACCAACUGAUCAAGGAGUUCACUACACCCAAUACCAAAUGGUCAUUCAACCCUCCAGGAUCUCCGCACAUGGUUGGUAGUUGGGAAAGGAUGGUACAGUCCGUAAAGAAGAUUCUCAAUCAGAUAAAACUUCCGCGCAACCCGACCGAUGAAGUUCUUCGAAACACGCUACUAGAGAUCGCCAAUGUUAUUAACUCACGACCUUUAACAUAUAUUCCGGUCGACGACGAGUGCCCCCUUGCCUUAACACCCAAUCAUUUUCUGCUCAAUUCUUCGAGCGGAUGCAAACCACUUACGCUACUCGAUGACAGCCCCGCUGCGCUUAAAAACAACUGGAAGGCGUCACAAAUCUAUGCUAAUAUAUUCUGGAGACGGUGGGUCAAAGAAUACUUGCCCACCAUCAGUCGCCGUUCGAAGUGGCAUCAACCCCUAAAGCCCAUCCAAGUUGGUGACGUCGUUGUUAUUGUUGACCCAGCACUACCGCGCAACUGCUGGCCAAUGGGACGAGUGGUGGAAACCAAAAUUAACAACAAGGAUGGACAAGUUCGGAGUGCUGUCGUGCGAGCCAACGAGCGAUACUACGAACGACCCGUUACGAAGCUGGCGGUUCUAGAUGUAGGAGUCAACGAAAGUAAGCUGGACAACGAUUCCAGCGUACUGGGGGGGAGUGUUACGCCCUUUGGUGAGCACACCUCACUAUAA